GUUUUAAAUGAGGGGUUUGACAUAAAAUAAUACUAAAAAAACUAUAACAAAUAUAGGACUAAAAAUUCAAGAAAUGGAUUGACAAAUGUGAGUUUAUACUCUUUAAACUAAUGACUACUAUCACGUGAUCAUCAUGACCAAAUGCUCCAGUGACUAACUUUCGAUUAGUGACAACUAUCAAACAAUGAUUAUCACUGGCAGUGAUCACCGUCGAUGAAUGACCACAACCGAUCACUAGCCACUGUCAGCUAAUGACCACUAACCACAAUCAAGUAGUAAUCACCACUGGCAUCCACCUCUCCCUGCCAUCGUUUCUCAGAGAUGUUCCAAAACCUUAGAUCUGAUAAAUCUUCCAAACCCUAUCACCUCGAUCGCUCCAAGGUGGCGGUUCAGGAGGGGUCGGACCACCAAUCUAUCUCCCCCCUUGCUCAACCUUUCACCUCUCUCCGUCUUUUCGUUGCUCGUUCCGCCUCCACUACCACCACCGCCCUCUCUGCGCAUGUUGAUUCACCAGAAACUAACCUUUUGACCUCCUCCUCAAUUGCAGGAAUGAGACAACGUUGCUCUAGAUCAUCCAUAGAAGAUAUGAUAUCGUUUCUUGAACUUUGGAUUAGUUUCCAAAAGCUGCAACCGCAAUCACGCCUCCUUUAAGAUUUACUUGCACAAGCUGCGAAAAGAGAUCAGAAAACAAAGAUGAAAUCUUGUCACUGCUUCGAGAUCCAAUAGAUAGUAUGAAAGUCGCC
Cuscuta europaea is the source of this 743-nucleotide messenger RNA. NCBI's taxonomy places the organism in Eukaryota, Viridiplantae, Streptophyta, Magnoliopsida, Solanales, Convolvulaceae. The record is from the annotation of a GenBank genome assembly.